GCGGGAUAGUGCUCUCAGUCUCUGUCAUUUGUGGUUUAGAGAAGGGGGUGGUGUUCUGCAUUUGAAAGGACUUUAAUGAAUGCUGUCAGUGUUUGUGAGAGCACAGGGUCUGUAUGGGAAGGGGAGCUGGGAAAGUGCUGGGGCUGCUUCAGGAUAGGUGGAUCAGAGUUUGCUCUGAUUGAGCGGAAUGUUCCACCGCGGUUCAUCUUUAUUCAUUAUCCUUUGUUCUUUAUAGUCUGAUAUAUUGGGAUGAAAGUAAAUGUAGAUAUAUAUUUGAACGACUUAUUUUCUUUUAAAGCUAUUUGUUCGGUACAGCAGGGAAUAUACUUCUCUUGUCUUGGUUGGAUGCACAAAUCUGUGCGCCGUUCUUUUUGCCCGUUGCCUAGACGAUCACUCGGUUUCUCUGAGGAUGUCUGGUUCUCGCAAAGAGUUUGAUGUGAAACAGAUUUUGAAAAUCAGGUGGAGGUGGUUUGGCCAUCAAGCGUCAUCUAAUUCUUCAGUUGACAGCCAGCAGGGAGAAUUUUGGAACCGAGGUCAGACUGGAGCAAACGGUGGGAGAAAGUUUUUAGAUCCGUGUAACCUACAAUUGCCUUUGGCUUCAAUUGGUUACCGAAGGUCCAGCCAACUGGAUUUUCAGAAUUCACCUUCUUGGCCAAUGGCAUCCACCUCUGAUGUCCCUGCAUUUGAGUUUACAGCAGAAGGCUGUGCUGGUGCACACUGGCUGGAGAGACCAGAAGUGGACGAUGGCACUAGUGAAGAGGAAAAUGAAUCUGAUUCCAGCUCGAGCAGGACUUCCAAUAGUAGUCAGACAUUGGCAUCCUGCCAGACUAUGGAGCCAUGUUCAUCAGAUGAAUUCUUUCAAGCCCUUAACCAUGCAGAGCAAACAUUUAAAAAAAUGGAAAACUACUUGAGGCACAAGCAACUGUGUGACGUCGUCUUAGUUGCUGGCGAUCGCAGGAUUCCAGCUCACAGACUGGUGCUGUCUUCCGUCUCAGAUUAUUUCGCUGCUAUGUUUACUAAUGAUGUCAGGGAGGCGAGGCAAGAAGAAAUAAAAAUGGAAGGUGUAGAGCCAAAUUCCUUGUGGUCCUUAAUUCAGUACGCAUACACAGGCCGCCUUGAACUGAAGGAAGACAACAUCGAGUGCCUGCUGUCCACAGCAUGCCUGCUCCAGCUCUCCCAGGUGGUGGAAGCGUGCUGCAAGUUCCUGAUGAAGCAGCUCCACCCAUCCAAUUGCCUGGGGAUUCGGUCCUUCGCGGAUGCCCAAGGCUGCACAGAUCUCCAUAAAGUGGCUCACAAUUACACUAUGGAACAUUUCAUGGAGGUAAUCAGGAACCAGGAAUUUGUGUUGCUCCCAGCCAAUGAGAUCGCCAAGCUCUUGGCCAGUGAUGACAUGAACAUUCCUAACGAGGAGACCAUACUGAAUGCACUUCUCACCUGGGUCCGGCACGACUUGGAGCAGAGGCGGAAGGAUCUCAGUAAACUUUUGGCUUACAUCAGGCUACCUCUCCUUGCGCCGCAGUUCCUGGCAGACAUGGAAAACAAUGCACUUUUUCGGGACGACAUAGAAUGUCAGAAACUCCUCAUGGAAGCAAUGAAGUACCAUUUAUUACCCGAGAGACGACCCAUGUUGCAGAGUCCUCGGACAAAACCUCGGAAGUCAACUGUUGGAACGUUAUUUGCAGUUGGAGGAAUGGAUUCAACAAAGGGAGCAACAAGCAUUGAGAAGUAUGACCUCCGUACAAACAUGUGGACUCCUGUGGCAAACAUGAACGGGAGGAGGCUGCAGUUUGGUGUCGCAGUGUUAGAUGACAAGCUGUACGUGGUCGGAGGGCGAGACGGACUGAAGACUCUGAACACUGUAGAGUGCUACAACCCCAAAACAAAAACCUGGAGCGUGAUGCCGCCAAUGUCCACGCACAGGCAUGGGCUUGGUGUGGCUGUCCUGGAAGGCCCCAUGUACGCGGUUGGAGGGCACGACGGCUGGAGCUAUCUGAAUACUGUGGAGCGAUGGGACCCUCAGGCCCGCCAGUGGAACUUUGUUGCCACUAUGUCCACCCCCAGGAGCACAGUAGGCGUGGCAGUACUCAGUGGAAAACUCUAUGCAGUUGGUGGUCGUGAUGGGAGUUCCUGCCUCAAGUCAGUAGAGUGCUUUGACCCUCAUACCAAUAAAUGGACACUGUGUGCCCAGAUGUCAAAAAGGAGAGGCGGAGUGGGAGUCACAACCUGGAACGGGCUGCUAUAUGCCAUUGGAGGACACGAUGCUCCCACGUCCAACUUGACUUCCAGGCUCUCGGACUGUGUGGAGAGAUAUGAUCCCAAAACAGACAUGUGGACUGCAGUGGCAUCCAUGAGCAUUAGCAGAGAUGCGGUGGGCGUGUGCUUACUUGGUGACAAGCUGUAUGCUGUCGGAGGUUAUGAUGGACAGACCUACCUGAACAUAGUGGAAGCUUAUGACCCCCAGACCAACGAAUGGACCCAGGUCGCUCCACUGUGCCUAGGAAGAGCGGGAGCCUGUGUUGUGACUGUGAAGAUAUGACAUCGUUCUUUGUCCCCUAUAGAGAGGUGCUCUCUCCCUCUAUAACACAGACAUUCCUCCCAUGGAUUCAUUCUUAGUGAACGUGCAGUGCCACAUUCCUAGGCACAAAGUGCCUCAUUUCAAAGUGAAGAUAUUGAAACAGUGGGGAAGGAGUGGACAUACCAGGAUGGGAUACUUCAUUUCUCAGUACAUUAAGGCCACAGCUGGAGGACUGGGAACAUACCUUCUUGGUAUACAAUAUGAAGACAAUCCAGCACUAACUGGAUUCACACUGUCCAGAGUUAUUCCAGUACAAGCAUACAAACUUCUAAAAUGUUAUUUUAUAAGUUUGUCAUACAUGAGCUUCCAUACUUUUAUCGUUUAAUCAAACUGCUAUUUUAAUGACGUACUAAAGACUAUACUAGCUAGCUUUUUCAGGUACAAUGAUAUUAUGUUUGCUAUAGUUGUGAAUUUUAUUACUAAAAUUGGUUUAACCCAAGAAUAAAGAAAAACACAUAAGGCAUUAAAAAUAAGACUGACCAAAUAAAAACUUGAUUGGAUCUCUGGGUCCUACUUAAAUAGCCAUUCCAUUCCAUCUAGAUCCAUCAACUGUGAUAGGAUAUCACUGAGAUUAAAGCAGAAUGCUUACAUUAAAAUAUGCAAGUUUGUGUAGAGAAAAUAAAUGCUAUAUGCUCUUUGAUGUUCUCCCACCUAACUAGUAUUUAAUUAUGUGGAUUUAUUUUCUUUUAUGUUACAAAAGUUUAUUUGAUUUUGUCCUUUUGAUACUGACACGAUUGUUUGUCUGUUCCUGUGUUCUGUCUGCUGCCUUGUUCCAGACAUGUGGACACAGUUAGGAACCAUUGUGCUUCUUUGUAAUCAAGAAACUGGAGUGGGGGGUGGGCAUUGUAACUGAAUAUUUGGAAAAUAAGUUUAAAGCAUUUGUUACUCAAAAUUUUGUACAUUUGUAAAUUCUAAUUACAUACAUGAGUGUUAAUAGUGUCUGAAUUGUUUAUUGUUUGUAAAAUGCCCUGAGCAGCAAUAUUGUAUGAAAUUCUUCUAAGGGACAAGUCAUUACCUUAAUAUAAAAAUGAAUAUGAACUAAAGUCCCGUCUUACAAAGUA
This is a messenger RNA of Mastomys coucha (southern multimammate mouse), 3636 nucleotides long. It is a transcript of the gene Klhl5, whose product is annotated as kelch like family member 5. The transcript is spliced from 11 exons. The coding region runs from base 410 to 2536 and encodes 708 amino acids. NCBI's taxonomy places the organism in Eukaryota, Metazoa, Chordata, Mammalia, Rodentia, Muridae. The record is from RefSeq and is a predicted model, not a curated record. Gene Ontology annotation, molecular function: protein binding.